AUGUCCGUCACACGAGUAAUUGACCUGGUUGGUAUCAAAACCGGCCAACAUCGGAUAUUGGGCUUCGGCUCUGAAAAGCGACGGAAAAUCCUAGUGCAUACGGAGUACAUUCUUAUCUGGUCAAGAGUGGGACGGAUGGACUGGGCUGCCAGCGUGUUGGUGCGCAAGGAAACCCCCAGGGGUCAUUUUCUCCGCCCCGCACAAGCAUCCAAUUUCACGAACAGGGUAUUCGUGAUUCCUGAUCUACUGUGUAGAGGCAACACCAGUAUUAAAUCGCAUGUCCCAUCAAUAUUCCGCGUUGGACCUUUAAACCUCAGUCCAAGCCGGGCUUCAAUCGGAGCUAUACUGGACGAAGUGGGUAUCUUCAAAUGA
Molecule: messenger RNA, 372 nt
Organism: Paracoccidioides brasiliensis Pb18
Exons: 2
Coding region: 1-372 (123 amino acids)
Source: RefSeq, a predicted model, not a curated record